AUGGCUGAGAAGUCCAAGUUCAUUGACUACAUCGAUGAGGCCCUGGAGAAAUCCAAAGACACGACCCUCUCCCACCUGCUGUUCAUCCACCAGGGGGUCCACUACCCUGUCACCAUGUGUACCCCCGAGACCUUCCAGGCCUUGGACGCCUUUGAAGCCAGAAGCGAUGACGUGGUGCUGGCAUCCUACCCCAAGUGUGGUUCAAACUGGAUUUUGCACAUCCUUCGUGAAUUAAUAUUUGCUGAUUCUAAAAAAAAGUAUGAUUUUCCAGAAUUCCCAGUUCUUGAGUGUGGGGACCCAGGGAAAUAUCAGAGGAUGAAGCAGUUUCCAUCACCAAGGAUCUUGGCCACGCACCUUCAUUAUGACAAACUCCCAGAGUCCAUUCUCAAGAAUAAAGCCAAGAUACUGGUGAUAUUCCGAAACCCUAAAGAUACCGCAGUCUCCUUUUUCCAUUUCCACAAUGACGUCCCUGAUAUUCCAAGCUACGGCUCCUGGGACGAGUUCUUCAGACAAUUCAUGGGAGGACAAGUUUCUUGGGGAAGCUAUUUUGACUUUGCCAUUAACUGGAACCAGCACCUUCAUGACGACAAUGUGAAGUUCAUAUUAUAUGAAGACCUGAAAGAGAACCUGGCCGCUGGCAUUAAGCAAAUUGCUGAGUUCUUUGGGUUCUCCCUCACCGAGGAGCAGAUCCAGACCAUCUCAGCCCAAAGCACCUUCCAGGCCAUGCAAGCCAAGUCCCAGGAGACACACGGCGCCGUGGGGCCCUUCCUGUUCCGAAAAGGGGAAGUUGGUGACUGGAAGAAUGUCUUCAGUGAAACUCAGAGCCAAGAGAUGGAUGACAAAUUCAAAGAGUGCCUCGCAGACACACCCCUGGGAGCCAAGCUCAAAUAUAACUCUUACUGCCUGGCCUGACUCUAGCCACCCAGCAGACCUGGGUAUUGCAUUCUCUUUACC
Erinaceus europaeus (western European hedgehog) is the source of this 954-nucleotide messenger RNA. RefSeq names its product sulfotransferase family 6B member 1 (gene SULT6B1). The transcript is spliced from 7 exons. Gene Ontology annotation, biological process: sulfation. The record is from RefSeq and is a predicted model, not a curated record. The coding region runs from base 1 to 912 and encodes 303 amino acids. Gene Ontology annotation, cellular component: cytoplasm. Gene Ontology annotation, molecular function: sulfotransferase activity. Lineage: Eukaryota; Metazoa; Chordata; Mammalia; Eulipotyphla; Erinaceidae.